AUGGUGGUAGUUCGACUUGGUCAGCUUUCUGACUUUACCCAGGCGCGAUAUGUCAUCCAUCUCUCCGACAAGAAACGCUUGGUGUUAUUCCGCCUUCCCGUAAUUGAUCCGUCGAAGAAGGUAGAUCGCGCGGCCAAUGAAACCGAUGAUGGUUGGACUUAUUACGCCAUGGAGGCGGAAUGCCCACAUGCAGGUGGUCCUAUGCAGGACUCUCAGAUCGAUAUCGAAGAUUCAGCAUACGUGGCCUCGUGCCCAUGGCAUGCGUAUGAUUUUAAUGUAGAGACUGGCGAAUCGAGCGUUGGCAUUAAGGCUUGCACAUUCCCGGUCGAUGUCCGUGGCGAAUACGUGACCUUGUUGUACAAUGCAGAGAACGGCUCUGAGGUCUCCCUGGUCAAGCUCGAGCCUGUCAGCGAAAAGUUCAAGUUGAAGGACGGCCGAGGUUCUAAGAACAAGACCGCCCCGCCACAGGACGUUUCGACAGCUCAGCAGAUCGAGUCGGGUCCCGUUAAAUAUCUUGAUGAAAACGCCACAGUGUGUGACUGGUGUGCUCAUAUUCUGAAUACGGCCCACCCGGAACAUAAAAUUGAAUUGACUCAUCAUUUGUUCUCUAUUCUUACUGAGAAGGAAUCGUCGUCGUCUCCCAUGCCUCUUGGAAGAGGAACUGUUUUACCUCCCGCUCAACCUCCACGGGAAGGAUUAUCUGAAGUCCAACCCUGGGCAAUACCUAAGGCUGGAAAAGGCGGCACAUUGAAAAGCCGAAUUGCCAUGCUGCAUGCGUUGGCCAAUAUUGAGCUCUGGGCCAUCGAUCUGGCAGUCGACAUAUGCAUACGGUUUGCGACAUUCCAGACGGACCCAACAUCACCAGGCGGCUCACGGGAACUGCCUCGUGCGUUCUUUCAUGACUGGCUCAAGGUAGCUAACGACGAAGCCAAACACUUCUCGCUACUGCGUGCGCGAAUAGAAGAAAUGGGUUCUUACUUUGGCGCAUUGCCUGUUCAUCACGGUCUCUGGGAAUCGGCUACUAUCACAGCUCAUGAUCUCAGGGCACGGAUCAGUAUUAUUGCACUUGUACACGAAGCCCGAGGUCUAGAUGUCAACCCAAUGACUAUUGACAAGUUCCGCAGGGCGGGCGAUACUGAGAGCGUUCAGAGCUUAGAGAUCAUUCAUAACGACGAAAUCACGCACGUUACGACUGGCCACAGAUGGUUGACAUGGAUCUGUCAAGAGGAGGGCACCGAUCCAGUCCACGUUUUCCGCAGUAAUGUACGGAAGUACUUCCGGGGCUACAUCAAGGAGCCUUUCAAUGCCGAAGCUAGGGCGCAAGCCGGCUUGGAUGGGCGGUACUAUCACAAUCUGGAAGGAAUACCCUUGGCUUGA
Molecule: messenger RNA, 1377 nt
Organism: Aspergillus bombycis
Lineage: Eukaryota; Fungi; Ascomycota; Eurotiomycetes; Eurotiales; Aspergillaceae
Product: Rieske [2Fe-2S] domain protein
Exons: 1
Coding region: 1-1377 (458 amino acids)
Molecular function (GO): 2 iron, 2 sulfur cluster binding
Source: RefSeq, a predicted model, not a curated record